This is a messenger RNA of Amoebophrya sp. A25, 1299 nucleotides long. The record is from the annotation of a GenBank genome assembly. Lineage: Eukaryota; Dinophyceae; Syndiniales; Amoebophryaceae.
GAGGAUGGCUCAUUUUUAGUGUCUAGAAACGAGGAGAACAGGAGACAAGUGACUUUCUAUGAACCGCCAAGGAAGAUUUUGAAGAACAAAGCUUCCGUUUUGUGUACCUCCUUCAUGCUUGGUUUAGGCAGAACCGUUACGCGCCUUUGCCAUAAUCCCAGUACCGCAAAUGAAGAUGUAGAUGACCCGAAGAUGAACCACCAGAAUGACAAGGUGUUGCGACUGCUGACUGCCUCAGCGCGAGCUGAAUUGGACCAGGCUUUCGAGGAGAGGAAAGAGCUGAACAAGAUGGAACCCGAGGAGAAAAGAUUCUGGUUGAAAGCGCAUACGCGGGACCAUGUUGUCUUUUUUGACGGAUCUAAAGAUCCAGAGGGAAAGUCAGAACCAGACGAGAUGGUGCGCGAUCGCAAGAACGAAAUGGAAAGCUUCGCUGUCGCUCUUCUGGUGCGUGAACUUGACUUUGUGAUUCGUGCUGAGCGGGAGAAGAUGGAUGAUCUCCACACUAAGAUUCUUCGUGCGCAGGCCCAGGAGGAGAAGGAGAAGAUGCUUCUUGCGUUGCUGCACGAGGAGAAGGAGAAGAGGGCUCUUAUCUUGCUCUUUCAGGUUCCGGAGGUUGUCGAGAUGUGCGCGAAAGGGCUGCUUCCGCACUUGUGGGAGUUCGUCGAUCCACACGACACUAACAGUAACAACGUGAAGUCUCCUAAGGCUAAAGCUAAUGCUAGGAUCGCAUAUUUUCUCGCGUGGGGAUCACUGAACGAAAAUGAUCCGGUGCUGCAGAGAUACGCGGAAGACCACGUGAGGCCACUAGUUGAAAGGUUCGUAAACCUGGUAGCAGAGGAUGAGGACUUACAAAACGUGGUGAGAGAUGUUAGAGACAAGGAUAAAGAUGAUGCCAUUUCCACGGAGCAGAGGGAGGCAACCGAGAACCAGUUACUUCUUAAGCCCGAGAAAAGUGAUCCCUGUGGUGCAGAGGAAGGGGUGGAGGAAAAAGAAGUAAGCCCUUUAUUUACAGAAAAAUUGAAGGAAGCCUUGAAACCGCACAUGGGCAAAUUCUUUGCCUUUGCCGGAAAAUUCAUGGAGCUCGGAUCUUGAAGAUGAGCGUCCACUGCCGUAGAGUAGCACAGGAGAAGUUUGUGACUCAUUAUUGUUGUAUAGGUACCAGGGAAAAUUCUUCUGAGAAGGUACAAGUCGCAUGAAAAGACCUCAAUGCCAUUUUAUAGAAGGAUGGGCCAUGUUGAGGUAACAUGGCAUGACAAUUCUACGUCAUGUAAGCCAUUCAAAAGAAACGUAGGAGCAAAC